Cooperia oncophora is the source of this 3108-nucleotide messenger RNA. Lineage: Eukaryota; Metazoa; Nematoda; Chromadorea; Rhabditida; Trichostrongylidae. The record is from the annotation of a GenBank genome assembly.
AUGGCGUCGUUCAUGAAAAUGUUCAAAAAUAAGAAGGGAUCUAACAAGGAGAACCUUCCUAACAUGAAUCGCAGUACUUUGGAAAGAUCCUCGACGGCAAGUAGCGACUUUAUGACAAACCGAAGUGAUGCGGGUGUCUAUGCAGGGGAAAAUAGGAAAUCUCGAGAGAUGCACAUACCAAAUCCAUACUCCGUAGUAACAGCUCCGAAAACUAACAGAGGGCCUCGAUCGUGUCCUGGCGCUCCAAUGGAUGAUCGUAGCUAUCGCGUUAGUUCACAUCGAGGGAAACCAUUGAAUGAUCGCUAUUCCACAAUAAAUACCUCUCUACGCUACGAAAACGUUGGAAGGAAGCGAAACGAUGUCUAUCAGCAUGAUACUAUUCUGGAGUAUAGCAGUGAAAGUGCGAACUCCAGUAGAGGCAGUCCGCCUGAUCUUCAUUCCAGAAAAGAUAUGAGCUCACACAAACAAUCGAGACGCAAUCAAGAUCAGAGGUACUAUGGUUCUGCUUUGAACGAAUCUACAGAUGAUGAUGAGGGGGCAACCAUGCAUAUUAUUCGAUUAGAAGCGAAACUGAGUAGGGCCAAGGAACUUAUUCGCUCUACGAGAAGGGAUAUGACUGCGAGAAUAGAGGAACUUCAGGAUGAAAUCGAAAGAAAAAGUCGAGAUUAUGACACCCUUAAAUGGCACUAUAAACAAGCCAGAAAAGCUUUUGAAGAUGAGCGGAAAAUCAACGCACGGCAAACAAAGAAGCUUCAUCAAGCUCUUGAAGAAGUGUCUCGGUUGAAGGCAGUGUUAGCUGAACAUUCAAAUGACAGCUCAUUUCUGGUCCCUUAUUGUGGUGGCCUUCCACCUAUGGGAUAUGAUUCUGGAGCUGGUGAAGCUCUGUGUUCAUUAGCAGAAGCACAAGUUGAUGGUAUCAAUGAUAGGCUUUGCUCGAUGAAUGAAGCCCAUGCUGGUAGCAUAAGUGAUGGGCUGUCCUCUCAGACUGAGCAUACAAAUACUCGCGAAAGUACUGCUGAACCUACUCUGAAACUGGAUAACAACGAAGAUAUGCAAGAUGAGGUGAGGGUUUUUCGAACAGCUGAGUGUGACACCCCUCCUCCAGAAAGACCGAGAGCUGCUGGUAGUCCAAUAGACCCAUUAUCGUCGUACGUUCCCCUCCCGGAUUUUACCAUUAACAAUGAGCUCGUUCCUCAAAGAUCGUUGUCCGACACUGAUAUUCGCGCGUUAGUUCUGCAAGAAACUGAAAAAAGUGAAUUGAGAAGGCUGCAGGAUUUUCCGGUUGAAAAGCAGUUCUGCUCACUGACGAAGCCAAUCCGGAAGGACUAUGACUAUUACGUGAGGGGUUAUAACGAAAAAAUGGAGGAUGAUGGCUCAAUAAGUACUUCUGACGAAGAGACUUGUCGCAUAAUAGAGAAGCAAUUGAAAAAGAAAGGAGAGGUGGUUCGAUUUCAACCGCCAAGAGUAACAGUUAAACCAAGGCAUUACAAAAGGCAGAUUUGGCAAAAUGGAGCGGUGUGCACUGGCGGAAUUCGAUUAUCUUCAGGAUAUAUCUACCGACGUAUGGAAGUUGAUGAGACGUUAGUAAAUGGUCAUGCGGGUACAAGCUGUGUCAAAGAAGAAAAGAUGGAGGAUGAUGACUGGGAUCCGGACGAAGGAAUGAGCGACUUCUACCGUCACCAUCCGUGUGCCAGGAAUGAGCCUUAUCCCUCUACGAGUAGGGAGUGGGUCAGAGAAGAAGAUAGUUUUAAUCCGGACGACUAUGUUUUGGUCAACACUUCGAGGAGUCCCAAAGUACCCUUCAUUCCUCCGUCGAGAAGAGAUGAUGCACCGCUUGCUUCUAUAUUAAAUCCUCAGCUGGAUAACAUCGACCCAAGGAAGUUUUUCGUCGACUACGAACUUGACUCUGUUGUUCGGUUUUCUCGUAUAUUCGCUUCGAAUAUCAAAUCUUCCUCCAAAGCCGAGAUUUGGUGGCCGUCGAAAACUUUCCAUAAGAAGGUUGCCACGGAGAAACCAGUGAAAGCCGAGAAGAAAGGUUUAACGUUAACAUUCGCUCCAGAUCCUCCAGUUGAAGCGUUAUGUCCUGAUGAAGAGGCUCUGAUGUUGUCGUCAAAGACACACAUCAAAUCGUCCCAAGCCAGUACUUCCCGUGCAGGGGACGGACCUGCUGAGGAAACAAUGGCGCCAUGGCGUGCAGGGCCUGCGAAAAUAUGGUAUGACCGUGCUGGUGUACCAUCCACGGCUUCAACGUAUGACUAUGGGCUUGUCAAACGGAAGAAAGAAAACAUCGUUGAACGGGAACCAGAGGGAAAGUUGCUGCCAGCCGAGCUGAUAGAGUGGGAAGAUGACAUUAUCAUAGAAGGCGAUGAUUUCCGCGAUGAGGUGCUAGAUGAGCUCAAAUAUGGCGUAGAACCAGCGUGUGGUUGGGUCCCGACGCAGUAUACAAGGACCUAUGAGCAGUACAUGUUGGCGGUCAAGAACGAUGCAUUUGAUUUGAUGUUUCAACCGAUCCAGAAGGGGAUCACGCCGUCUCCUAUAACCUUAGCGCCACACCCUGACAUAAUAACGGAGCCAAGUGCCUCUCAUUCCUUAUUCCCUCACGAUUUCGUUAGUCAACAGGAGCACAGGUGGGAGGACAAUGUAAUUCUCGAUCCGAAACAGGUGGAUAGGAUAACAGAACCAAAGGUACUGUCGUUGGAUUAUCUUGAUGAUCCGUUGAUAUAUGGUAUGCCAGAUGAUCGACGAUCUGACGAUCCCAUGGACUCCACGCCUAAUAAGCCUUUUGAUCGAAAGGAACAUCAGUUUACAAAGAAGUCCAAAAUGAUUCUCGGUCAAGUACAGCAGCGGCAAAAACAAGAGGAAGAGGAGCAGAUGGAAACUUCUGUGGCUCAGAUGACCGACAAAGAUCCUUUCAAUCUUAGCAAUGAUGACUACUAUUUGCCUAAAGCUAUUAAUAAGCAACCACUGUCAAAACGGGUUAUACGUCAGUUCAACGGAAGAUGGGUGGAAAUCAAGAAACUUACGAAGCACAUCAAGAUUAAAGAAGAGGUACUUCACGAAGUCUUCUCGAAUUGCAUCUUGUUCUUGCAAUCAUUUGUCGUCGCCUGA